Miscanthus lutarioriparius is the source of this 1581-nucleotide messenger RNA. The record is from the annotation of a GenBank genome assembly. Lineage: Eukaryota; Viridiplantae; Streptophyta; Magnoliopsida; Poales; Poaceae.
AUGGUCAUGGUUGCCGAGACCGGGGCGUCGGCGUUACGUGAAGCCGCGAGUGCCCUGGCGUCCUCGAUGCAGCCGCAGGUGGCCGCCGUCUUCUUCGUGUCCGCCGCGUGCACGGUGGCGCUGGCCGCCCUGCUGGCCGUGGCGCGCAUGCGCCCGCCGUGGUGGUGCGCGUGCCCCGUGUGCGAAGCCUACCUGACGGCGUCGUGGGCCGCCGACUACGACAACCUCUGCGACUGGUACGCGCACCUGCUGCGCACCUCGCCGGCGCAGACCGUCCACGUGCACGUCCUCCGGAACGUGCUCACGGCCAACCCGGCCACCGUCGACCACAUGCUGCGCGCACGCUUCGACAACUACCCCAAGGGCGCCCCGUUCUCGGCCAUCCUCGCCGACUUCCUCGGCCGCGGGAUCUUUAACGUCGACGGGGACGCCUGGCUGUUCCAGCGCAAGAUUGCCGCGGCCGAGCUCGCGUCCCCGGCGCUGCGCGCCUUUGCGGUGCGCGUCGUGGCGUCCGAGCUGCGGAGCCGGCUCAUCCCCUUGCUCCACUCUGCCUCCCGUGAGGGCCAGGGCAGGGUCCUGGACCUGCAGGACGUGUUCCGUCGCUUCGCCUUCGACUGCAUCUGCAAGAUCUCCUUCGGUCUCGACCCUGGCUGCCUGGAGCUGUCGAUGCCGGUGUCGUCGUUCGAGAAUGCCUUCGACAUGGCCUCCACGCUCUCUGCCAGGCGCGCCACCGUGCCCAUGCACAUCAUCUGGAAGCUCAAGCGCCUGCUCAACUUCGGGGACGAAAGGAGGCUCCGGGACGCGGUGCACCUCGUGGACACGCUCGCCGCGGAGGUGAUCCGGCAGCGUCGCAAGCUCGGGGGCGCCGCCUCGGGCAGCGACCUCCUGUCGCGCUUCAUGGGCUCCAUCAACGACGACAAGUACCUCCGCGACAUCGUCGUCAGCUUCAUGCUCGCCGGCCGCGACACCGUCGCCUCGGCGCUGACCGCCUUCUUCCUGCUCCUCUCUGAUCACCCGGAGGUCGCGGCCGCCAUCCGGGACGAGGCUACCCGCGUAGCCGGCGUCGACGACCGGCUCACGGCCUCCACUUUCAACAAGCUCAAGGGCAUGCACUACGUGCACGCCGCGCUGUCCGAGAGCAUGCGGCUGUUCCCGCCUGUGCAGUUCGACUCCAAGUUCGCGGCCGGCGACGACACGCUCCCGGACGGCACGGCCGUGGCGAAGGGCACCCGGGUCACCUACCACGCCUACGCCAUGGGCCGCAUGGAGUCCGUGUGGGGCCCCGACUGCGGCGAGUUCCGGCCCGAGCGGUGGCUCAGGAACGGGCGCUUCGUCCCUGAGAACCCGUACCGGUACCCUGUGUUCCAGGCCGGCGCGCGCGUGUGUAUCGGCAAGGAGCUGGCGCUCAUGGAGAUGAAGGCCGUCAUCGUCGCCGUGGUGCGGAGCUUCGACAUCGAGGCCAUCGACCGGAGCUCCCGCCGGCCCAAGUUCGCGCCGGGGCUGACCGCCACGUUCACGGGCGGCCUGCCAGUGCGAGUGCGCCGGCGAGCACGUGUGAGCGGGCACAACCCGCCAAUCUAA